Porites lobata is the source of this 2156-nucleotide messenger RNA. The record is from the annotation of a GenBank genome assembly. Lineage: Eukaryota; Metazoa; Cnidaria; Anthozoa; Scleractinia; Poritidae.
GUCUCAUUUGUCUGCAUUUCGAGUGAAGGCAGUCAAAAACAAGGAAUUUGCAAAUACAAGUAUAAAUUUUCACAGGGUAAAACUGAACGGAAGACGAAAAUGAAAAGGAGAUCCAGCUGGAUUGAGAACUGUGCAAGUUAGGAAAUCUAUCCGGUUGCGGAUCCUAUGAAAACACUUGGGUGAUCAGUAGUGUACAAUAUAAACAGGAUCCUACAUACACUUAGCCAAGGUCAGUGCGGCAAUUUUAUUAAUUUGGCAGUGCUUCUGCCCUGUGCUUGAAUGGAAGAUGAAAUGAGAACCAGAGGAUUAAACAAAAGAACUGCUCAGUUAUGACAUCUGCAAUGCGCCGUCUUGGACAGGAAAUUUCCAAACUUGGACUUCGGAGGCGAAAUAGAUCAACGUCGGAAAGUGAUAGCGAUGUUUUCAGCUCCACGGAUGAAUUACCAGCCAAAGGAGGAUUAGAGGAUCAACCGGAGAAUGCUUUCUCUGCGGAUGCUAACUUUGAGAAUCGUAGUGCUUCGUCGUCAGUCGAAUCGACGGAUCCACUGCGACAAAGACGGCAUUCAAGGAAUGAGUCAGAUGAGGACGUGGAAUGUAAGGAGCGAAGGAGUUCCAUCAAAGCUGCCCUCAGACCAGUUCUUUCUCGCAAGAGUCGUUCCGAUUUGGCGAAAUACUCGCGUCCGAACUUCGACCAUAAACUAAAACAAGGUCCACUGGAGAGAAACGGCUCUAAAAACAGCAUCAAGGAUGGCAACUUUGAUUGGAUUACCGCUGUGAAAAACGGAAAGGGCAAGGAAACUAAAGCAUCUUCAUUCCCAUAUCGUGUUGCAGGAAUAAGUGAGGCAAUGGGCCACGUAGACAAAACACAGAAACCAAAAAGAAGCAGAAUGAAACGCAGCAAGUCGUUUAGCGGCUUGUUGGGUUGGAGGCAAGGGACGAGACAAGGGCGAAAAGAUUCGGCUGGAAAUAUCAGCUGCCAUCAGAAACCUUUGAGAAGAACUAAUUCUUUUAGCGGCAAAGGUGACAAAAGCAAUUUAAAUGUGGAGAAUUCUAUCGCUAAAAAGUUGCAAAAUCAAGCCUUCAUGACACCUGAUACGAAUCCAACCAAUAGAAAUGUUUCACCGAACAUCUACAUCACGAGCUUUCCCUCUUCAAAUGCAGGCGAACAUACGCAGAACGGGCGCGCUCGCAUGAGUUACAGGAGCUUCAUGGCGUUAGAGGGUUUUAGAUACGAAGAGGGAAUGAUUGAAACUGACUUAUGUUCGACAGAGCUUUGAUUUUUUUCACCCGUGAAAUCAUUGCGCAACUUAGUAUUGAACGCUGCUCAGGAUUUUUCUCGUUCGUAUGCAUGGCACUUGACCCAGCUAUCCAUGACGGGUCAGAACUAUGUCGAUUGCCUCGCUGCACAAUUUACUUCUACGAAUGGACAGGUACAAUUUUGAACCAUUUUUGUGGAACAAAAAGGAGUCGUAGUUUAGGCUCGUUGUGUAACAGUGUUUUGAUCGGGAGCUUGCUAGGCAAGGACUUAUUAACAGGAACACUCUAAAGAGUAGCGGGUUAACGUUAAUUAAGAAUAAUGAGGGUCACCUACAAUCGUUAUCUUAUAUUGCUCGUAUCGUAGAUUGAUGUAGCAUAACUAACACGCAUCCCUUGACUUUGCGGCCCGGGUAACAAACUACUUUGCCUAACAUAAACAGUGAGGUGUGUUAGUAUUACAAAGUACAUAACUUUUUUUUUCAAAACCUUAAGUGGAUGUGGUGGGAUAUAUUACAUAUUAAAGUUAUUGUCAAGUGGAAUAUUGUUCCGUGUUAUCUUACAGCCAACGGCUUAUCAGCGUGACAAACUCUCUCAAGAAGUGUUUUGUAAAACUGUAAUUUUAAUAUGUCACUUGCCAAGGCAAGUUUAAUAAUUAGAAAAUAAAACAUAUUGUAUGACACUUCAUUCCGUUUUGAGUUAAUGAAAAUUAAUCAGUAACCCACCUGCUGUGUUUGUAGAAUGGCGAUCACACAAAGUGAUCAUAUCGAUGAAUGUGAAUGUCUUUUAAAAAUAACUCAACCUUAUAGCUUGCUGUUCAAAAAGCAAAUUCUCCCACUUGCUAUUCAGUGAGUUCAUAAUCGACUGCCACAUUGCGAAAAGAAUGGUUUUGGGUACAUUGG